AUGUUGGUACUUAUUUUAAUUUUAGUUUUAACAGUGGUUAUUUUUUUUAUUAUAAAUAGAGCAGUGAGCAGGAAACACAAUGCAAUCUGUACAUCGAAACAGAAAUUAACGGAGAAAAUAGCUGUCAUAACAGGUGGUACUGCCGGGAUUGGACAAGAAAUUGCAUUGGACUUUGCUACAAGAGGUGCAAGAGUUAUAAUCGCCAGUCCCUUUGAAGAUGAAGGAAAUAAAGCACGUAAAGAAAUUAUUAAGAAAACUGGCAAUGAGGAUGUUGUCUAUAAGUAUCUGGAUCUAGCUUCAAUACAAUCAAUCCGUAAAUUUGCAGCAGAUAUUCAUGAAUCGGAGCAAAAAUUGCAUAUCUUGGUGAAUAACGCGGGCGUCGGAAUACCCGGAGACUUUAAGACUGAUGAUGGAAUGAAUUUUAUUAUGCAAGUUAAUUAUUAUGGUCAUUUCCUCUUAACUCUGCUCCUUUUACCGCUAUUGAAAAAAACUGGAACGCAAUUAGAGCCGAGCAGAAUAAUUAAUAUGUCUUCACUUACGCGUUUUAUUGCCAGUUUUGAUGUAGAUAAUUACAACAGAACUGGAUAUUGGAAUUUAUUACGAAUUUACUCAAACAGUAAACUAAGUUUAGUGUUGUUCUCACAUGAAUUAACAAAAAAGAUUGCUGGUCAACAUGUGGUCAUAAAUUGCGCUGAUCCUGGCUUCGCAUCCACAAAAAUUUAUGAGAGCUAUGUCAAUUUCCUCGGUAAAAUUGCUAGAGUUCUUAUCAAUUUGAUCUGCAAGAACACAUGGGAAGGAGCUCAAACAGCUAUACAUAUGGCAGUGGAUCAAGAAGCUGGUAAAGUUAGUGGACAAAUUUUCAGCAACUGUGAAAUGAACUCGUCUUCUAUGUGGAAUGACAUUGAUAAACUGUCGGAAAAAUUGUGGAAACAAUCAGUGAAAUUAGUGUCAAUAGAUGAAAAAGAAAUAUCGAAAAUUCUCUCAUAA
Molecule: messenger RNA, 987 nt
Organism: Danaus chrysippus (African queen)
Lineage: Eukaryota; Metazoa; Arthropoda; Insecta; Lepidoptera; Nymphalidae
Source: the annotation of a GenBank genome assembly